CCCAUACCAUUAGUUGCAUGUGGCUCUGGUUCAGACAUUCUGCAACUAUUUUGGGUCCGCAUUUACUUUGCUUUCUAACGGCUUCUGGUGGCGCCGGGAAUGCCUCCCUUUUUGCGUUUGGCAUGGUGCCAUCCCUGUUUCUGGUCUUUCCCUUGAGGCGAUCCCAUCGCCAAAACAUUUAAGGCAACCGAAAUAUUAUGCUCACCGUAUGGAGGUUUGUCUUUGCAAAUGUGUGUUACGUUGGCUUGGCAUUGUGCCAUCUUUCUCCCGGUGCCCUUGCCGCUCCUGAAAAGAUGCCAUCACAGAAUCGCUGGCAACCGUUGCCUGGGCACUUCUUCUUGGCUUUGUCCAAGCAAACAAGCGGCGAUUAGCAGCAAAUCCUGAGGUGAGUCCCCUUGUCUUUGACUAAGACUGUUCUUCACCGAAAGCUUUGAUCGUUUUGGAUAUGCCAUGCCUGAAGGCUGGCAUGGUGCCCGCUGGCUGGCAUGGUGCCCGCUGGCUGGCACGCUUUCGCUGGCAUUGAGAGAAAGAAACGAUGAUAAAUUAACGGAAUUCCGGAUUUUUCGCCGCCGAUUUUUUCGUUUGAUAAUCGGUCAUCACUGAGUAUCACCUUACUGUUUUGUAGUAUCAUCCACUUCGCCAUUUAACAUCCUUCUUUGCUUCCCGUCAUCCAUUUCCAUCUUAGUCAUCCUGUGUCUGCUGGCAUCUUGCUCACUUCUAUGCUCUGCUGUAAUCUCAGAAUUUCUAAAUCUGCAUUUCUUCGCCCGCUCUGCCGUUCGUUUCGCCCAGUUGUGCCCGUGCCAAGGUGGCACCAUGGUAGCAGUAUGGAGGUCUGUUCCUGUUCCUCUUCCUCUUCCAUUCUUAUUCUCCUCGCCCCUUCGCCCGUGCCCAUGCCCGCCCCGCUCAAGUCCUGACUGGAUGGCACUGUGCCAACCUGCCACCGCCAUCGCUCUCAUUUGUAGCUCAUCCCUCCGUUGCCCUUCCCCCUGACUCUAUAUUUCCAUCCCUCUCUCCUUCCCUCAUUUCAUUCAUCCACUUAUUGAAUCAUUUACCCUCUGUGUGUAUGAAAUACUGCAUUUGUAUGUUUACACAACAUUAGCCGAUUAACACAACUUUUCAUUUCUUAAUGCGUGCAGAAUAUUGGCGGUCUUUGUGGUCAUUUGGGAGACUUUUUUGGCACCUGAAGGAAUGCUCUGAGUGACUGCAAUGUAGAUAAUUACCGCUGCAGUUACUUAUUCCACCGAGACAAGAGGAGGAAAAGGAAGAGAGCCCUGAGUUUGGAUAAAGCUUGUGUUGUUUUAAUUAACUUUACCAACCCCCAACAUGUGUGCAUCUUUAACAUCUCUUGUGCAGGUUUUUGUUUUAGCACACACACUAUACAAACAGACAUACGACUUAUCCGAUUAUCACUAAAAUCAAUUGUGUACAAUUGACCUUCCCCACUAUUUCUAAGAUGACCCUUACUCCCUUGUUUUCUUCUUCUCCUUUUUUAAAUCUCUUGUGUCAAACAAAAGCUGCCAGUGGUGGUGGAGCUAUUAAGCAAAUACUCUCAUUAGAACACAAAACAUAAUUAAUAUGUAAAUGAUGUGUGUAAUUUAUGCAUGGUCUGACAGACUUGUUCUCUUUUCAAUUCUCCAUUGUAUUCCCUCUAUUUAUAUCCCCUUUACUUAAAACUUCACACUCUUACGCCAAUGUUCCUCUUUUCUUAGACCACAUACUGUGAAUGAAUCCGUGGGGGAUGUCUUGAGGUCUUUCCUAUUGUCUCUUUUUUUGUACACAUUUCUCCCUGCCUUUAACCAUGGUUUAUAGUUUCUAAUAGUAUCUCUGAGUCUCUGUUUUCCCUGCUUGCCUCUCUCUGCUCACAGCCUGUCCUCUCCUAAAACAAACCCUGCAGUGACGCAUUAAACCAACAACUGAGUGUUUGAACAAGGUCUUUCUUCCAGGAAUAUGAAUACUGAAUAAUCUAUCCACUAAAUAACAUCCACACUGCACUGUGUCGUAUUCUGUGUUUUCUCUUUGUCUGUCCCUGAAUAUGUUGAUCUUAAUGUGUGGUCCAAACCAUGUGGUAAAUUGAAGAAUGUCCUGAUAGACGGUGAGUAGCCUUGCUCCUGUCUAGGAUAAACACCUAUAAUACGCUGGCUCCCUUGGCAAUCACCAUAGCAACAAACCAUGGUACCCACGUGAGUUGCAUAAUAAGAUGUUCUCCAAGACCACAGACCAUAAAGCGGCGACAAACUAGACACCUGCAGUAAUGGAUGUGAAUCAGAAAACAACAGUUCAAAUGUAAAAUGUCACCUCCGACUCAUUCCAGACCAAUCCUUUCUAUUUAUCAAUAGGCUCACAUCACACCACACAACACACAGCCUUUAUUAGAUGCUCAUGCACCUUCUCUCUGUCUCUCCAGACCUUAACAGGUGCUGAUGAGCCACAGUCAAUGAUUGUAAUGAGCUAUCGAUCACCGUGGGAAAACCAAGGGACAGAGAGGGUGAGGGAGGUAGGGGGAACCAGAGGACACACACACAGACAGAAGGAGGUGGACUGCCAGAAAAGAAAAAAACUUCAAAUGAGCUAAAUGGAGACAAGCUACCCAAGACAGGGUAUCAAUACUUGCUUUAAUCAAGUCCUUAUCUCCUAUUGUUCUGCUUAAAAUAGAAUAUAUGGGGAAGGGCUGUCUGCCAGCGCAGGUUGAAGGGAGGUUUUGAACCCAGAGUAGCUUCUGGACGGGCUGAUCUGCUCAGGAUGACCAUGCAGACUCGUUUGUCGUGACCGGGUCCAGAUGCCCGGGAAUGGCACUGGUGCAGUAUCUCUAUUUUCUUCUUUUUGUGCUGUGUGCAUGGAGUGGAGGCAGACAGCUUUAGGGAAGGGGGAGGUGCGUUGUGUGUGUUGGCUGGCGUUUCAGAUAAUGAAAUGCAGCAGGGAACAAAGAGCUGGGGGCCCCUAUUCUCUGUGCUGCAGCUUCAUUUUCAGUCCCGUUAGUCUAUGAUUCUUCCAUACCCUCUUUCUUGUGUGUAUGCGUGUGUGUUUAUGUUUGUAUGAGCAGUUUGUUGUGUACACCCGUGUCCCCUCCUCCUCCUGUUAGUAUUCUGCAUGGCAGAUCCCCCUAAUGUAAUAACUGUGUCUGCAUGUCUAAUUUACAGCAGGAGAGAGUAAAUAGCCUGUGGUUAAUUACAGUACGUGUGUGUGUGUGUGUGUGUGUGUGUGUGUGUGUGUGUGUGUGUGUGUGUGUGUGUGUGUGUGUACGGGUGUGUGUGUGUACAGGUGUGUGUGUGUGUACGGGUGUGUGUGUGUCUACAUACGCGUGGGUGUGUCAGAAUGAUUUAUGAGUUGCAAAUAGCUACACCAGUGGCCCGUUUCUCCUCACUUAGUUUUUAAUCUGUCUUUCCAUUAAUUUUCCUGGAGACGUUAUUAUGGUUUUAUAACGGUGUGCACGAGGAUACAUAUGUGAGUGCACGUAUUUGUUAAUGAGACAAAGGUGUGGACAUUUUGUGAGGAUAUAGGCUAGUUGGGCACCUGAGCUGUACUUUGCUUUUCCCUCCUUAGAGAACUCCAUUUGCCUUCCUUCCUUUCCCUCCUUUUUUCCAUUGCUUCAUUCACUCUCUUCAUUGAGAGCCACAAUGAACACAGAUCUUUAUUGACAGUACACGGUAGAACAUGGAAACAGCAGGUCAAUCCGUUUAGCCCAAGGGCCGAUACACCAAUUCACCAAUUUGUCAGUGUUAGUUUGAGAGAGAAAAGCAGCUAAUCUCUCCUCUCUGCUCUCUAUUGAUCACACACUUAGACUCCACUUCUCUGUCUAAACACUAUUGAUUCUCUCUCUCUCUCAAUCUCUCUUUCUUUCUCUCUUUCUGUCUUGCUCUCGCCACAUACCACAGCUCUCAACACAUCUUCACUUCAUACACUGACUUCUGCUUGGACAGAAGUUGAAUAUUUGAGACUGUAUUUCCUAAAGCCCCGAUUCACAUUUGUAAUGAAUUCUUGAGAACAUUUUAGCAUGAACAAAACAAGACUAAAUCAAUUCAGUAAUAGUGUAAUAGAGCUUAUCAACUAUACAAAUCAUUUAAGAGUUUAUUCCACAACUGUCACAUAUUGUUCCAUGCUGUGUUCACUCAAAAGCGUAUGCAUAGUCUCAUUAAAAAAAUCAAUUACGUAGCAACCCCUACACAGCUUCAACACAGACAAUGAUUACAAAUUCACUGCUGGGUACACUGUCUCCCGGCUUUGUUUUUCAGCCUGACAUCACAGGGUGCACUUGAAAAGGACCAUAUUCCUGUCAAGAUGAAGGCUACGCAAAAAUUAUAGAAAGAUUAUCUUAAGGGAGAUGGCACCCCUACAUCAAUCCAAAUUGAACCAAAGAUCACUACUUGAUUGGUUUCAGUGUGUGUGGGGCCUUGUCACGUUUUAGUUGAGACGUAACAUUUGGAAAAGGAAUGAUUACACUGUUGAUGACAAGAUGAAACACAGAGACAGACCUAUGACACAAAAACAGGCGUUCUUCUUGCAUCUAUCAUAUCCUUCUGCCAUAAUAUCUAAUAAACGAAAUGUAAACAGGGAAUCCCAACUGUUACUCAGAUGCUUUGAAAAACAGCCAUUGGUUUCCCUAUCUUCCCUACAUAGCGUGUAUGUAUUAGACUUGUACCCCCUCUACUGGUGAUAUAAACACAUUACAAAUGUUAAACUGUGCAGGUUACAAAACAUAAACACAUGGAUUGUGUAACCUAAAAUCAGCUGUUUGAUAACCGGCACUUGGGCUAUGGUGAGGGCGUGGAGCGCAUCAUGUGCUAAAUGUUUAAUGUAUAGUUAUUAACAAUCAGUCACCUUUUAGUUUGAAAUGGCUCCUUCAGCGGCUGCUAGUGAAGACAGGAAAGCCUUGGUGAGGAGGAUGUUAAUAGACGUUUUGAUGGGUCGAGAAGAUCCAGAGGGGUUCUUUGCGAUGUGUGUGUCCGCUAUGGGGCCCCAGGAGACCCGCUCUCAGUUCCUGGCCCUCAUCCAGCCCCUGUCCACGGCCAACAGCUCCCUGCACUCCGGCCUCACCUCCAUCUACGAGCAAUAUUUCUCCAAGACUGAAGAUGAUGAACUGCAACUCGCAUUGGCUCUCUCUCUACUGGAAGUGAAAAAUGACCAGCUGUCAACCCCCAGCCAAGACUCCCCACUUCAGCCACCUAGAGACAGACCAAAUCAGAGAAGCCCUGCUCAAAAGUCAACAGUAUGUCAGCCUCAGGGAAACAGCAACACCAAGCCAGCAGAUGGAGUUGGUAGGAGAGAACACACCAUCACAACACAAACUGAAGCCAGGGUCAAGGCGAGCCCAUUACAGACAUUCAGAGAAACUGAGCUUCAGAAAAACAAUGUUGACAAAUAUAAAAUGGGGACACCGGGGACAAGUCUGGCUAGGUGUGUCUCCAGUCCGUCCGGCUUGUUUUUAAAGCAAAACACGAUUGAAAAAGGUAACCAAAUGAGGAACGAGGGAGAUUUUAAUCAACCAGAGACACCAAAACGCUCUAAGAACAGGCGGCAGAGGCGUAAAGGCGCUGGCCAGAAGGUUGUAGGUUUGCCCUGUUCUCCAUCAGCACAACCACCCGUUCUGCUGUGGUUCAGGAGGGACUUGCGACUUGGGGACAAUCCUGCUCUCAUCGGCUCUCUGGAGGUUGGUUCACCCAUCAUCCCUGUCUUCAUCUGGAGCCCUGAAGAGGAGGAGGGACCUGGGAUAACAGUGGCUAUGGGGGGAGCCUGUACAUACUGGCUUCAUCAAGCUUUGUCUUGUUUCUCUUCAUCUCUGGAGCGCAUUGGCAGCCAUCUUGUCUUUCUUAAGGCAAAUGGAUCAUCUCUGUGUACCCUUAAGGAGCUAGUAAGAGAGACGGGAGCUAGAACGGUCUUGGCUAACGCCCUCUAUGAGCCCUGGCUGAAGGAAAGGGAUGAUGAUGUAGAGUCAGACCUUCAGAAAGAUGGUGUUGAAUGCAAGAUGUACCACUCAUACUGUCUCAGAGACCCCUACUCUGUCAGCACUGAGGGUGUGGGACUCAGAGGAAUAGGUUCAGUGUCUCACUUCAUGAACUGCUGUAGACAGAACCCAGGGUCUGCAUUAGGGGCCCCUCUGGACCCUCCUGUAUCUCUACCCACACCCGCGUAUUGGCCUCAGGGUGUCUCUUUGAACGUGCUAGGCCUGGGUCGUAUGCCCCGCAGGAAGGAUGGCACAACGAUUGACUGGGCAGCUAACAUCCGCAAAUCCUGGGAUUUCAGCGAGGGUGGAGCAUGUGCCCGGCUAGAGGCCUUUCUGAAUGAUGGUGUGUAUAGAUAUGAAAAAGAGUCAGGCAGGGCAGAUGCCCCAAAUACCAGCUGUCUGUCUCCCUACCUUCACUUCGGUCAGUUAAGCCCUCGCUGGCUGUUAUGGGAUGCCAAAGGGGCGCGCUGUCGACCCCCGAAGUUCCAACGCAAAUUGGCCUGGAGAGAUUUGGCUUACUGGCAGCUGACAUUGUUUCCUGAUCUCCCCUGGGAAUCCCUCAGACCUCCAUACAAGGCUCUGCGGUGGAGCAGUGAUAGAGACCACCUGAAGGCCUGGCAGCGGGGGCGGACAGGCUACCCUCUGGUGGAUGCAGCCAUGAGGCAGCUGUGGCUGACAGGUUGGAUGAAUAACUACAUGAGACAUGUGGUGGCGUCUUUUCUAAUAGCAUAUCUCUAUCUCCCAUGGCAAGAAGGCUAUCGUUGGUUCCAGGACACCCUGGUGGAUGCAGAUGUUGCCAUAGAUGCUAUGAUGUGGCAGAAUGGAGGCAUGUGUGGUCUGGAUCACUGGAACUUUGUCAUGCACCCUGUCGAUGCAGCCAUGACCUGCGACCCCUACGGCAGCUAUGUUCGAAAAUGGUGUUCAGAACUUGCCGAGCUACCUGAUGAGCUUGUUCACAAACCUUGGAAAUGUCCUGCACCCAUGCUACGACGUGCUGGUCUGGUCUUUGGCCAAACGUAUCCUGAGCGAAUAGUUACAGAUCUGGAGGAGCGGAGGAGUCGUUCGCUGCAAGAUGUGGCUCUGGUGCGGAAAGAGUUUGGACAAUAUGUGGACAAGCGCUCAGGCUGCGACUUGGUGCCUCUGCCCCAACGCCUGGUCUCUGAGGCUCUGGGCUUGUCACACAGGGAUGACGGCGUGGUGACAGAGGGACAGCAGUUCCUGUUGCCUGUUAUCACCCGCAUGGAAUUCAAACACCAGCUAGAAGAUCCAGACGCAGAUGCCGUCUCGAAUCCUUACAAUGCUGUUCUGAAAGGAUACGUGAGCCGCAAGAGGGAUGAGACCAUCGCCUUCCUCAAUGAGAGAGACUUUACUGCCAGUGUGAUGUACGAGGGAGUUCAGAGAAAGGAGAGGCUGGAGAGCGACUACCGUAGAAUUGAGGGACUCCCUGGGCUUCCUGCGCCUCGAGGCGGGGCCAGACGAACUCCAACAGCCAAGGACCGGUUUUCUGUAGUACCUGGUGGAGCAGUCUCGUCACUCAGGUGACCCCAAGAUCGAAAGUUCACAGCUUUAAGUGACCAGUAACUAGCUGUUAAAUGGAAAAGUAUCAAAUUCUACAGAGCAAUAUUUUUUAAGUGCAAACAAAUGUGUAAAGAACAACGAACAUGCAUUGUCCUUUUCACUAGAAAGGUUGCAGUGUUUGCAAAGAGCUCAUUCGAACAUUUUGUUAAGAAUAAGUAGAAUAUGAGGUAUUGGCCAAAGGAAUGACACCAGUCUAAGUGAAACACAUGGAUCUGGGUCCACCAAUACAAUGCUGCUUCCUUUCUUAAAGUUUGUGUCCUUAUUUUUGAACACACAAUUAUGAAUUCUGUUACACAUAAUUGUACACAUACAUUGCAUAGAUUCAGUUGUUUGUCGGGAAACAAAGGUAUACUGUUUCUCAGCAGUUAAAGAUUUUUUUAAAGAGGCCUUAUUUUACAGUGUUUACAAACUGUGUGUGUACAUAACAGGUUGACUGAAAUAGUUCAGGAGAUAUGUAAAUGAGUACAUAUGCAAAUAGAUUUUGUAUUAUGUGACACUGACAUACUGUAACACAUCAGUGGACAUUUUUUUAAAACUAAACUUUUUUCGGAAAUAAAAAACGACAAAGAAAA
Molecule: messenger RNA, 8088 nt
Organism: Gymnodraco acuticeps
Lineage: Eukaryota; Metazoa; Chordata; Actinopteri; Perciformes; Bathydraconidae
Product: deoxyribodipyrimidine photo-lyase
Exons: 9
Coding region: 4829-7480 (883 amino acids)
Biological process (GO): circadian regulation of gene expression; entrainment of circadian clock by photoperiod
Cellular component (GO): cytoplasm; nucleus
Molecular function (GO): DNA binding; FAD binding
Source: RefSeq, a predicted model, not a curated record